This is a messenger RNA of Bombina bombina (fire-bellied toad), 1304 nucleotides long. Its product is annotated as gastrula zinc finger protein XlCGF26.1-like. Bases 51 to 1304 code for a protein of 417 amino acids. NCBI's taxonomy places the organism in Eukaryota, Metazoa, Chordata, Amphibia, Anura, Bombinatoridae. Gene Ontology annotation, cellular component: nucleus. Gene Ontology annotation, biological process: regulation of transcription by RNA polymerase II. Gene Ontology annotation, molecular function: RNA polymerase II cis-regulatory region sequence-specific DNA binding; DNA-binding transcription activator activity, RNA polymerase II-specific. The record is from RefSeq and is a predicted model, not a curated record. The transcript is spliced from 3 exons.
GUGUAUUUCUCUAUGGAGGAGUGGGACACAAGGAGCUAUACAAGGACGUCAUGGUGGAGACUAAUCAGAAACCUCAGACCACUGAGAUCCCAGCGCACAAGGACUCAGGUGAUGUUAAAAUAAAAGCCGAACAAACAAUUGAACUGGGUCUAAAGAGUCAACUGGAAUCUCUGGAGCAUAAACUUAGUGACAAUAUCAGUAUAGAUCGAUCCAUCAGCUUGGAUAUUCUUAGCGAAGGCCAAAUAGCAUCUUCAUGUGCUGAAUGUGGGAAACACUUUACCCGGCUAUCACAUCUUAUUACUCAUCAGAGAUUUCACACAGGAAAAAAAGUAUUUUCAUGUUCUCAAUGUGAAAACUACUUUUCCUGUCAAUCAAGUCUUCUUAGAUAUCUGAAGAUUCAUACAGGAGAGAAACCAUUUUCCUGUUCUAUAUGUGGAAAAUGUUUUAAACGACAAUCAAAUUUGAUUUCCCAUCAAAAACUACAUUCUGGGGACAAUACAUGUUCCUGUUCUAUUUGUGGAAACUCUUUUACUCUUCAACCAAGUCUUAUUAGACAUCUGAAGAUUCAUACAGGAGAGAAACCAUUUUCCUGUUCUAUAUGUGGAAAAUGUUUUAACCAACAAUCAAAUUUGAUUUCCCAUCAAAAACUACAUUCUGGGGACAAUACAUGUUCCUGUUCUAUUUGUGGAAACUCUUUUACUCUUCAACCAAGUCUUAUUAGACAUCUGAAGAUUCAUACAGGAGAGAAACCAUUUUCCUGUUCUAUAUGUGGAAAAUGUUUUAAACGACAAUCAAAUUUGAUUUCCCAUCAAAAACUACAUUCUGGGGACAAUACAUGUUCCUGUUCUAUUUGUGGAAACUCUUUUACUCUUCAACCAAGUCUUAUUAGACAUCUGAAGAUUCAUACAGGAGAGAAACCAUUUUCCUGUUCUAUAUGGGGAAAAUGUUUUAACCAACAAUCAAAUUUGAUUUCCUAUCAAAAACUACAUUCUGGGGACAAUACAUUUUCCUGUUCUAUAUGUGGAAAAUCUUUUACUCUUCAACCAAGUCUUAUUAGACAUCUGAAGAUUCAUACAGGAGAGAAAGCAUUUUCCUGUUCUACAUGUGGGAAAUGUUUUAACCGACAAUCAAAUAUGAUUUCCCAUAAGAAAAUUCAUAUAGGACAAAAGGCAUUUUCAUGUUUAGAGUGUAAGAAACAGUUUAACCGGAAAUCACUUCUGAUUAAACAUCAUAAAAUUCAUACAGGAGAGAAAGCUUUUUCAUGUUCUAAAUGUGGGAAUGUUUUAACUGGCAUUCAAACCUAA